Colletotrichum karsti is the source of this 1383-nucleotide messenger RNA. RefSeq lists its product as uncharacterized. The transcript has a single exon. NCBI's taxonomy places the organism in Eukaryota, Fungi, Ascomycota, Sordariomycetes, Glomerellales, Glomerellaceae. The record is from RefSeq and is a predicted model, not a curated record. The coding region runs from base 1 to 1383 and encodes 460 amino acids.
AUGUUGUUUCUCCCCAAAUCACACACCGACGUCAACCAAUAUGCGGAUGAUUUGGCGAAGUUCAUCAGUACGCCCCUAGUUCGUCAGAUCACCGGCGAUAUCCACGUCAAUGAUGCUCUCAUCUACAAUGCUUGGGAGGCGUUACCCACAGAAUGGACAACCUGGUGGUCGGAGUUUGCAAACCAUCGCCUGGCACAGCAAGACUUGAUUGACAGCAUCAGCGAAGAAACCACAACCACAUUCUCCCAAGGCGAUAAAUCCCAUGAUUGCCAAUUGGGCCAAUUUCAACAUCGACCAGAAUCACUUACCGAAUGGCUGAAAACGGUCCAAUCCCUCGCUCUUCCUCGUGCUCAACGUCAAGGGCCGAUGAUGGAUCUGCCAGAGGUCUUGACGAGUCGAAUGAAGACUAAGAAGAUCGAGGAAGUUUCUGUCGCGACGGCCUACAUCGCGAACGUCUGCCAAGCCAAUAAUAUCACCCGCAUUAUCGAUAUGGGAUCCGGGCAGGGCUACCUCUCUCUAUCGCUCGCCUUUCUCUUCCCAUACUUUCGCGUGCUCGCCAUCGACGGUAGCGAGUCUCAGAUUGCCGCUUCAAAAGCUUCUGCUACCAGCCUUGGAGUUUCUGAUGACAGACUACGGCACAUAUUGCGCUACAUCGACGGCACGGAGUCUCUUGCAACUGAAAUCGCAGCCUGGGCUGAAGGGGAGAAGUGUAUGCUCGUCGGCCUACAUGCUUGCGGAAACCUGUCCGAUCAUAUGUUGAGGUACUUCACGGAAGUUCCAAGUAUAACAAAUUUGGGCGCUAUUGGAUGCUGCUACAACCACAUCGUUCCAUUUUCUGAUGCCUGCCCCGACGGUUUCCCUAUCAGCACGGCAAUGAGGGACAGAAACGUUGCUUUAAGCGCCACAGCACUGAUGACAGGCUGCCAAGCUCCAAACAAUUGGGAAAGGGUAGAUCUGAGCAAGGAGGACUCUGUGUACUCUAAACGACGCUUCUACAGAACGCUACUGGAGAAGGUCUUCUUCGACAAGGGCAUCAAACUCGACAAGGAAAAUAGGCCAGUUUGGGGCGUGCGGAAGGGAGACAUGACGAGUUUUACGGCAUUUGCAAGCAGAGCUAUUCAGUUUCUCGGUAUUGACCGGGCCAUCAUCAGUGACGAGGAGCUUUUAUUAUACGAGGAGCGUUUUCGGGACUACGAAGGCAAGGUGGCGAUACUAUGGACGCUCAGCGUGCUCUGCUGCAAGAUUGUUGAGAGCACCAUAGCAGUGGAUCGAUACCUCUUUCUCAUUGAGAGUGGAAGCAGUAACGUGGAUGUUCUGCCUAUCUUCGAUUACAAGACCUCACCAAGGAACCUGAUGCUGGUGGCCAAUAAGAUAAAGAAUUAG